Molecule: messenger RNA, 899 nt
Organism: Canariomyces notabilis
Lineage: Eukaryota; Fungi; Ascomycota; Sordariomycetes; Sordariales; Chaetomiaceae
Exons: 2
Coding region: 197-661 (154 amino acids)
Source: RefSeq, a predicted model, not a curated record
CUAGGUCUAGGCAGCACACCAUGUCACCGUGUUGGUGGCCUGCGGCAAAACGAACGAAGCUUGGCGUCACAGUCAUAAGUAUGAAUCAUAUCUCACGGGCACUCCUCAGGUGCACAGUUGAGGUUCGGCAGAUGACCCGAACCAGAUCUCAACUCUCCAGGUUCACCAGCCUGGGGGAUGGAGCCUGGAGGCAACAAUGCCCGGCCUGAUUGUCGCCCAACUCACGAGUCAAGAGCCAGAUAUUGUUCAUCACGUCAUUCCUUCCUCUGAGCAAUUUCGACCUUUUUCUCAUUGGAUUCUCUGUAAGAGACACUGUCGUGGGGUCGUCCAGCAGCACUCCUCCAGGCCAGUGUCAGCGCCCUGGAAGCCGAAGUUGAACAAGAACCACAACCCUCAUCUCUUCUUUUCAGGAAGGUUCCGGAGACCGACUACAUGGAUUUCGUCGGUUUCAGCAUCAAGAGAACAUGCGACUCGGCGGUCCAUGGCGUCUGUCUACACAUGGGCUAUUGGUCUGGCAUCUCGGCGGUGUUAUCAUUCUGACCUGGCCCCUUCAGAUUGGAUUCCACACUUAAUGUUUUGCCCAGGCAAUUUCUGCGUUGAGUUGGCUUUCUCACGGCCAGGAAGCAAGGUCACAAGCCAACCACAACCCAUCAAAUUCUAAGCAGAUGAACCGUGGGCAACUCAGACAACAGCCGAACAUUUCUUUCGCCAAGUGCGCACAAAACGACGGAAUAGAUGGGGUUGCCACCAUGUGGGCACAACGUGACGAAGAUGAAAAGUGAGUUGGCGACAGUGCAACUCGGCCACACUCAACUCGCAUUCCUCCAAUCUUCUAAGGCAUACAAGGGAUGUCAGCACAUGGGGGCCAUGGGAAACCAGGCUCACUAGCACUCCAUUUG